Cadophora gregata is the source of this 345-nucleotide messenger RNA. RefSeq lists its product as uncharacterized. The transcript is spliced from 2 exons. The coding region runs from base 1 to 345 and encodes 114 amino acids. The record is from RefSeq and is a predicted model, not a curated record. Lineage: Eukaryota; Fungi; Ascomycota; Leotiomycetes; Helotiales; Ploettnerulaceae.
AUGAGCACCGAGCAGGCAAGGGGUUGUAGGAGAGGUUUGAAUCCAGACGAGCGGAUGGAGGUAGCCCUGAGGGAUGGGCUCUCCAAGGACAGGUCCGGGAUCGAUAGCAAUCCCGUUUACAGAAAACUUAAUGAAGAAACCAGUCAACCACAGUACGACACGAUGUGGGAUUUUUGGGAAGCGUAUGAAAGGAAAUAUCCAGGAUCGGACUUACGCAAUAUGGAAAACAUGAAGCAUAUCGCUGAAGCUGUAGGACGCUCAACCCCUAGCAGACUAGAUAAAAAGACAAAAAGAGCAACUAUCAAAACAGUACAGAACAAGAUGCGAAAACUCAUGUCGAUAUAG